Molecule: messenger RNA, 708 nt
Organism: Aureobasidium pullulans EXF-150
Lineage: Eukaryota; Fungi; Ascomycota; Dothideomycetes; Dothideales; Saccotheciaceae
Exons: 11
Coding region: 1-708 (235 amino acids)
Source: RefSeq, a predicted model, not a curated record
AUGUCCGACACGAGAUUGCAUCAGAAGCGUCAAUCAGGCUUCUACAUGAACGCCAACGGAACAGUCACCAAUGACUGCUCAAGCGCGCCUAUAUAUGCCAUCAGAAAUGGCGUCUUAACUGCGACCAUCAAUAACGUUGUCUACUACUAUUCGACCAGUCCAGGGAUAGCGUACUCUCAAUUCGUCCCUUCGCUAACACCAGGGUCUAUAACAACAUCAUUUUCGGCAACGAGUAACGGUCAGCUUUCAUGGUUCAACUCGCAAUUCUAUAACGGACAGGCACAAUUUUGUUCGCUCAGCAAUGGCACGGUUUAUGCCGUGUAUCAGCAAGAUGCAGCGCCUUCUGGUUGCCUGUACAUUCAACUUUCCCUAUUUUCUGUUUCCUCGUGUGCGGCUUUAGCUAUGAGUUCUGGUCCCAGCGGUCCUUCAGGUCCGAGUGGACCUUCCGGAAUAAGCGGCCAAAUUGGAGCUACAGACCUCAAGGCAUCCAAGGAACUCAAGGACUCCAAGGACCUCAAGGCAUCCAAGGAAGUCAAGGAAUCCAAGGAACUCAAGGCAUUCAAGGAAACAAUGGGCAAAACGGGGCCGUCGGCGCAACUGGCCCGCAGGGAAGCCCCGGCUUGCAAGGAAGCGUCGGCCCAACAGGAUCAACUGGCCCAUCCGGCCCCCCAGGCCCAGUCGCAACAGGCAUCCUCUACGCCUACCUAG